GUGCUCCUCCUCUUCCUCUAUUGCUCUUUCACACACAGAACCAGGAAGUAACUCCUCAUUUCAGAGAAAACAAAACUGAUCUCUCUCUCUCUCUCUCUCUCUCUUUCUCGGUGUGAUUUCAGGAAAAUGGCCGAGGCCAGUAUUUCAGUAGAUCAGCUUUCUGUGGACCAGUUCAUGUGUCCAGUGUGUCUGGAUCUCCUGAAGGAUCCGGUGACUAUCCUCUGUGGUCACAGUUUCUGUAAGGUGUGUAUUAAUGGCUGCUGGGAUCAGGAGGAUCAGAAGGGCGUCUACAGCUGUCCUCAGUGCAGAGACACUUUCACGACAAGGCCUGUUCUACGCAGAAACAACAUGCUGGAUGAAGUGGUGGAGAAACUGAAGAAGACUGAAGUCCAAGCCGCUUCUCCUCCUCACUGUUACGCUGGACCUGGAGAUGUGGAGUGUGAUUUCUGCACCGGGAGAAAACACAAAGCCGUCAAGUCCUGUCUGAUGUGUUUGGCUUCUUAUUGUGAAACUCAUCUGAAACCUCAUCUUGAAGUUCCUGUUUUGAAAAAACACACAUUAAUUGAAGCCUCAGCAAAACUCCAAGAGAAGAUCUGCUCUGAACAUAACAAGCUGAUUGAGAUCUACUGUCGUACUGAUCAAACCUGCAUCUGUUAUUUGUGUACGAUGGAUCAUCACAAAGGUCACGACACCGUCACAGUUGCAGCAGAAAGAGCUGAGAAACAGAGUGAGUUAAAGGAGGAGCAGAUGAAAUCCCAGCAGAGAAUCCAGGAGAAGCAGAAGAAGGUGCAGGAGCUGAAACAGGCUGUGAACACUAUAAAGGUGAGCAGUGAGCAGAGACAGAGCUGCUCCUAGAAACACACACAACAUGGACAACGAGUCAUUUACAGUCCCAGUAAGAGAGGGAAUGAUAGAUGAGCUUUAAAUCUUGUGUGUG
Molecule: messenger RNA, 937 nt
Organism: Neoarius graeffei (lesser salmon catfish)
Lineage: Eukaryota; Metazoa; Chordata; Actinopteri; Siluriformes; Ariidae
Product: E3 ubiquitin/ISG15 ligase TRIM25-like
Exons: 2
Coding region: 127-855 (242 amino acids)
Molecular function (GO): zinc ion binding
Source: RefSeq, a predicted model, not a curated record